AUGAAGCUUACGGCUGAGAUUGGCAUGAACAACAGUCAUUGCAUGGGUUGUCGCUGUUUCGGUCCUCGAAUGACUAACAUGCCGAAAGCCGUGCACCAAUUUUCAACUGUCGUCGACGUUAUUGUCGCUGAUUGCAACUUCUAUCUGGGGGGCGUGCUGCAGAUGACUCUGCAGGUAACUUCCAACUGUGCGUCAUAUUUCGAUGACCUAAAGCUGUUCUAUUUCUCGGAAAGCCCAUCAUGGCUAAACUUAUCGGCCGCCAUCCUCAAUCCUUUUCAAUCUGAAUUCGGCCUUCUCGAGCUCGAUCUCUCGACGAUGGCAGAUACCAUACGCGAAGAGGCUUCCCUGGAAUACAAACAGGAGGUGGAUGUUGAGAAAAAGGAUGCCUCUCACUUUCGAGUAUGGCUGUCGUCAAGGGCGUCAAUGGAUAUUCAGGAAGCCACGAAAUUCAAAGGCCGGAAGGCGAGAUUGCAAUGUCUCAAGGCUUGCUCGACUUACAACUACCAGGCUGCGUGGAGGAGAGCUCCGAAGGCCGGUACAAGCGCCCGGAUCUUCCACCAGGCUGCCUAUGAGCAGUGGCUUCAAGACUCUGCGUCCAGCGUGUUGUCGUUCACUGGGAUACUGGGAUACUGGGAUCUGGGAUGA
This is a messenger RNA of Cladophialophora bantiana CBS 173.52, 645 nucleotides long. RefSeq lists its product as uncharacterized. The record is from RefSeq and is a predicted model, not a curated record. Bases 1 to 645 code for a protein of 214 amino acids. The transcript is spliced from 2 exons. Lineage: Eukaryota; Fungi; Ascomycota; Eurotiomycetes; Chaetothyriales; Herpotrichiellaceae.